CAAUGAUUCUCCUAAUCACCUGAGUCGUGAUGGCGUUUUCGAUGCAAGCGCCGACCCGGAUGGCGCCUUCCAAAAUAUCAACAGUUCAGUUGAUAGGAGACUGCCGCAAGGCCGCCAAAGAAAAGAAAUGGGACCUCGCCUUGCAGUUGAUAGAGGCAGCUCUGCACAGCACUGGUACCGAAACCCAAUCCCGCACCACUAUCCUCGACACGCGUGUUGCCGUCUAUCUGCGGAUGGACAAGCCUGAUCUCGCAUUGAAAGAUGCCAAGGCUAUGAUCCGCAACGACCGUACCGAUGGUCGAGGUUAUAUUCGCUGCGGCCAGAUCGAGAUUGGGAGAGGCAAUGCAACAGCUGCCGCAAGCUUCUACAAGCACGGCCUGAAAUAUGUACCGACAUCGAGCCAGCAGUUCGAGACCAUCUCUACGGCACUGAGCAAUGCGCGGGAGCAAAUUCGUGUUGCAACCAUGAACUCCAAGCCAACAGAUCCUAUGCGAACUCUGCCAUUAGAGAUUGUCGGGACCAUUCUUUCAUUCGUCUCGUACAAACAGCAUGUACGCAUGCUCCGUGUUUGCAAGGCUUGGAAUAGGCUGCUUCGCGGCUUGCGACCGUUAAUUGACACUCUGGCGUUUCCGAAGCCCAGCAAGGACGUCACCCCCCGAAUGCUACAUGCGGCGCUCAGACGGCUCAAAUGUCCUACUGCAGUCUACGUCAGAGGCCUGCACGAAUCGGCGUCUAGAAUACUCGCAGAUCGGAUGCAAUGUUGGCAGAAUUUUCAGAAUCUCUCAGCCCUCGAAGUUCAGGACAAGGUGCUCGCUCCCUGGAAGCUACCACUUUCCAAGUAUGGCCUGACGAGUAUAAAAUUCGGUCCUUCCACCGCGAUACCUAUUUUGUUCGUUCGCGACAUCCUUCGAGACUGUCCUAGCCUGGAGACAGCCCAGUUCGAAAACGUGACCAAUCCACGUGGCGAGAUGCAUUGUGACCUUGUUCUGGAAGGCGGAAAGCUGCAGCACCUUGUCCUCGGCACUCCGCCUUUGCGCUGCAACGCAGGAAAGUUGUUUUCUCGAUUGCUGCAAUUGCAGACACUUUCAUUGGGUGGCUUGAGGUCGCGAGAAUGUUUCGAUCUCCGUCCUAUGGAACAGCUAGAGGCCUUGAAGAUAGCCUGUGCCGGCAUGGCUUCGAUCUGUCUGCCUCCAUCUCUCAAGGUGCUGACCUGCUGUGAGAGUUACGCUUCCUCAGUGGAUCCGGAGGAACCAUUCCCCGAGACUUAUCUUCCAAUUUUGGAAAGCUUGACCAUGGAUGAAUGUGGUGAUAUGCCAUGUCUUCUCUCAGGAAGAGUUGCUGUUGAGAAGCUUUCGAGAUUGAUCUGGAUCGUGGAACCGCGUUUUGCGACAUUCUCGUUCUCCUUGUUCAAGACGCUGUUGGAGCAAAGCAGGCUCAGCGGUGUCCGACAGCUUCAUCUGAAACUGGGAGAUAUUAACGACAGCCUCAGCUCCUUGUUCGCCCGAGGCUUACCGAACCUCGAGGAGUUGUGCCUCGAAGAAGCCAUGAUCACGGGCGUGCUCAUCUCAGAUCUCAUCCAGGGGAACCAGAAAAUUCGCAAGAUAAGCUUGGUCCAGUGUCCGAAGGUGUCUGGCGACAUCGUCCCUUGGGCGAGAAAGCGAGGUGUAGAUGUUGAACUUGUACGGCAGCGUACGGAAAAGGGCCGGAGAGUCCGCGAGGCAGAAUAGAUGGAACUGGGAGGAAAACAAUGAGUGAUGAUUAAUGAGAGUCUUUGCAAUGACCGGGGGAGUAAUUGGCAAGAUUCAAAUGUUUUGUUUACAAAACUGCACAAGCUAUACUAGAUGAUAUGUGAAACGCUUAAUCGCAUUGAACGAG
This is a messenger RNA of Exophiala xenobiotica, 1875 nucleotides long. RefSeq lists its product as uncharacterized. The transcript is spliced from 2 exons. The coding region runs from base 30 to 1727 and encodes 565 amino acids. NCBI's taxonomy places the organism in Eukaryota, Fungi, Ascomycota, Eurotiomycetes, Chaetothyriales, Herpotrichiellaceae. Gene Ontology annotation, molecular function: protein binding. The record is from RefSeq and is a predicted model, not a curated record.